UCCUGUUAAUUGACUAGCAAAUAAUAGCAACAACCAUAAUAAUUUUAAAAGACGGCACAGACAUCUGCAAAUUAGUUCCACCAAACCAGCACACAACAAUUAACCAUCGUUAUUCCCAUUCCGUUGUCCAUAAACAGUAAGAGUUUGCCGUCCGAUCGGACUGCUCACACCGGUUGCCAUUGAUUUCCAUUCUCCCAUUAUCCCGCGAAGGGAACAACAGGGAGAGGCGCGCCAGGCAAAGAACCCCUAACCGUUGCUGCCAGGAUCGCAGGAAUUCAGAAGCGUUGCGACGACCAAUCAGACACGAACGCCCUUAGUUUCGGUGUGGUCGAUUCCCCGUUCUGCUGGUGGCGCUCCCCCGAUUAUUAGUUUUACUUAGUGGUUCCCAGUUAUGUUUAGGUUUGUUUAAGUCCGUUUACGAUCGCCGAUUUUGUUCUGGCCCGUUUUCGAGUUUGAGUUGUCCAGGAAGGCCGCCAAAAUUUUCAACUACAGGAUGUCGAUUUCUGAGGAGGAGAGGGACGAAUAUCCCGAUGGGACUGUUCGUCUUAGAAACCCCCACAUCGAACUCAUGGACCAAGACAUUUUGUACCAUCUGGCUCUUGGCAGUGAAUCCCACGAUCUUGUCGAGAUGUUUGGUGAUGUAAAAUUCGUCUGUAUGGGAGGAACACCGAAAAGAAUGGAGAACUUCGCUUACUACAUAAUGAAGGAAAUCGGCCACAAACUACCAACCGGCACAACCUUAUUGGACAUUAGUCAAUAUUCGUACCGUUACAGUAUGUACAAAGUAGGACCAGUAUUAUCUAUAAGUCACGGAAUGGGUGUACCAUCAAUCGGAAUAUUGCUGCACGAAAUCAUCAAGCUGAUGUACCACGCGAAGGUGAAAGACCCGAUCUUCUUCAGGAUCGGAACCUGCGGCGGUAUUGGAUAUGAAGGCGGCACCGUCGUCAUUUCCGACAACGCCGUCGAUGGCAUGCUUAAUAAUUACUACGAAGUGCCAAUGUUAGGGAAACUGGUGAGAAGACCGGCCAAACUAGAUAGGAAACUUGUAAGGGAACUUAAGGCACUGGCUGAACCUGAGGAUCCUUAUGAAACAGUCGUUGGUACCACCAUGUGUGCCAUUGACUUCUACGAAGGUCAGGGAAGGUUGGAUGGAGCGUUCUGUGACUACAGCGAGCAGGACAAGAUGGAGUAUUUGAAAGGGCUUCAGAAGCAGGGUGUCAGCAACAUUGAAAUGGAGGUGGUACCGUUCGCCGCCCUCACACACCACGCCGGAAUUAGGGCGGCAGUUGUUUGUGUCUCGCUUCUCGAUCGGCUCAAGGGUGAUCAGGUUUGUGCGCCUAAAGAAGUGAUCAACGAAUGGCAGAUCAGACCUCAAAAACUGAUUUGCAGUUACAUUAAAAGGUAUCUGCAGAUGAAAGGGCGGAUUUCUUUCGAUGGUCACGGCCCGACUGCCAUCAAGAGCCCCCGAAGAUUUAAACUGGUGCAACAGGAAUCCCAAACUUUUGAAUAAAUACACCGAAUUUGAUUUGUUUGAUAUGUUCGUUCAGUUAUUUUUUCGUCAUUUUGUUUGGUUGUUCGUGUUUCUUGCACAAAUGUUGAAUACAAUAACUGUUGUAAAUACAUUUUCAUGUACAUGAGUUGAUUUUUAAGGUAGCUUGUUUGAUAUAUAUUUUUUAUAAAAUGUUUUAGUUUCGUUCGAAAUAGAUUAUGAGAUGUUAAUUGAAAAAACAUAGAUAGAUGCCAUAUUGUAAAAUUAAAAACAUUCUAAAACAGUAUGUUGCCAAAGUAUUUAAGAGGAAAUUUUGCAAAUGUCAUCAAAAACAUAUCAAAAUAUAAGACUCGUUUAAAUAAUUAACAAGACCAUAUUAAUUAAAACAUUGACCAUUUCCACAGUCCUCAAGAAAAAUUGAUGAAUGCACCUAUAAUAUAUC
Aethina tumida (small hive beetle) is the source of this 1931-nucleotide messenger RNA. RefSeq names its product uridine phosphorylase 1. The record is from RefSeq and is a predicted model, not a curated record. Gene Ontology annotation, biological process: nucleotide catabolic process; uridine catabolic process. Gene Ontology annotation, cellular component: cytosol; cytoplasm. The coding region runs from base 494 to 1510 and encodes 338 amino acids. Lineage: Eukaryota; Metazoa; Arthropoda; Insecta; Coleoptera; Nitidulidae. Gene Ontology annotation, molecular function: uridine phosphorylase activity. The transcript has 7 exons.